AUGGCUGGCCUCACUGACGUCUUGAUGGACCUGCCUUAUGUGAAUCAUGUUUGUUUCUACAAAUGGCUGCUCUGGAAGCUCGUCCCUUCCAGUCGCUGGGCUGCCAGGCUGCCCGAGGUGGCUGAGAUGCAUGUUGCCUGUUCUGAGCCACAGAAUGCCCCAGACCAGGCCUCUGAGCAGGAGCCAGAGGCCUCUUUGCCCUCGAGGCACAAGGCUGUUGUGCGAGGUUUACUAAACCCCUUCUGCCUUUGGCUGCUGUCUCUGCGUGAGAGUCUGCUCGGCUGGUACUUCUACCUCUGCAAGGUGCAGGAGGACGUGGUCAGCGACAUCCAUCUCUCGCUGGAGUUCUGCACCAGCACGUUCUUCUACUGGGCCCAGAACCUGCUGGUGGGCUGCAUGCUGCUGCUGCUGCUCGUAUGGAAGGCUUCCCAGAGAGUCCAGCAGUGUGUCCAGACGCAGCUGCAGUGGAGCUGGAGGGCACUCGAGAGGCAGCUUGUUACUGUGCUGUCGCUGCUGCUGACCUGCUACUGGCGCCUGGAGAGUCUGGUGGCCCCAAUAGUCUGGGGCCCUGCCUACUGCAUCACCUGGCUCACCGGCCUCGUGUCCUGGCUCCUGCAAGCUGCGUUUGAACAUACCGUCAGUGUCGCUAGCCAGACGGAGGAGGAGGGCGUGGAGAUGGUGAUGAUGAAGACUGAGAGGGGAGGAAGGCCUCACGCUGCCCUCGCACCAAAGGAUUCACAUUUCCUUGGGAAGGAGGCCAAAGUCGAAGUUUCUUCUCAUGGCCUUUAA
Molecule: messenger RNA, 789 nt
Organism: Trachemys scripta elegans
Lineage: Eukaryota; Metazoa; Chordata; Testudines; Emydidae
Gene: TMEM270
Product: transmembrane protein 270
Exons: 3
Coding region: 1-789 (262 amino acids)
Source: RefSeq, a predicted model, not a curated record